Messenger RNA from Neltuma alba, 1310 nucleotides. Its product is annotated as disease resistance protein RPP5-like. Lineage: Eukaryota; Viridiplantae; Streptophyta; Magnoliopsida; Fabales; Fabaceae. Bases 18 to 734 code for a protein of 238 amino acids. Gene Ontology annotation, biological process: defense response. The record is from RefSeq and is a predicted model, not a curated record. The transcript is spliced from 3 exons.
GUACUGCCUUUAAGAAUAUGAGUAAUCUUAGAAUUCUUAUUGUUCGAAAUGCCAAGUUUUCUAUGGGUGCUAAAUAUUUUCCAAGUAGUUUAAGAUUGCUUGACUGGGAUGGUUACCCUUCUAUGACUCUACCACCAGAUUUUUACCCUAAAAAUCUAGUUUGCUUCAAGUUAUGUGGUAGUCAUUUCAGACUGGGAGAGACAUUCAAGAGAUUUGAGCAUGUAACAUAUAUGGAUUUCUCUCGUUGUGAAUCCAUAAUUGAAAUACCUGACAUGUCUCAAUUUCAGAAUUUAAAAAAAUUAAUGUUUAAUGAGUGUAAGAAUUUGAUCAAGGUUCAUGAUUCUGUGGGAUCUCUCUCUAAGCUGGUUGAAUUAGACGUUAGUGGUUGUCCCAAACUUAGAAGCUUUCCACGUGAAAUCAAUAUGGCAUCGCUUGUAUCCCUCCAACUAAGUUACUGUAAGAAUCUUGACUACUUUCCAAAUAUAGUAGGAAAGAUGGAUGCACUGAGGGAUAUUUUUGCAGUGGACACGGCAAUUAAAGAACUCCCGCAUUCCAUUGGAAAUCUUUCAGGGCUUCAAAUCUUUGAUUUGAGCUCCUGCAAAAGUCUUAGGGAGCUUCCAAAUAGCUUAUUCUUGUUGCAAAGUCUUAGCUGGCUUGAGCUGGGUGACACUCGAAGCUGCUGCAAAAAAUCAAUAAAGAAAUUAGAGCAACAAAGCCAGCAAGUGAAUAGCUGAACCAACUUAGAGGUCUUGAAUCUUGAAAAUUGCCAUCUACCGGAUGAAGAUCUUCACCUUACUCUGAACUGUUUUCAGAACUUGGAGACUUUGGUUCUAUCUGGGAAUGAUUUUGUAUCACUUCCUAAGUGCAUUAAAGAGUGUGCAAAUUUGUUAAAUCUGGAAGUGAAUAACUGCAAGCAUCUAAGAGACAUACCAGAGCUUCCGUUGAAGUUGGAGAUGAUAAAGGCAGAGAAUUGCACAUCAUUAACGGCAGAGUCAUUAAGUCGUUUAUGGUCUCAGGCAAUGAAGGAGAUCAAUGGCCUUGAAGUCCGUAUGCCUGCAUCAUUGUUUCCAGAAUGGUUUGACAAUUGCUGUAAAGGAGGGAGGUUGUCUUUUCAUGCGCGUGGGAGCUUCCCUGUUGUUGCCUUGACAUUUGAGUUUGAAAAAGUGAAUGCAAAUGCGAGAUCAAAGAAUUUCUGUGUUUGUGUAAAUAUCAAAUCUUGUAAAAUAGAAAAGAAGAUUUUAAGUCAAAUGGUUUAUGGUGGUAGAGAGGGUCAUGUGGUUUUAUUUGAUUCAAGAAGGGCUUUUGAGAGA